AUGGCCAGCACCGUAACACCUGAGGUCCUCUGGGCGCAGCGCUCCUCCAACGCCGACCCCGAGAAGAACUUUAUCUACCUCACCAUCAACGUCCCCGAUGUGCCAGCGUCCAAUAUCAAGCUGGACGUGAAGCCCACCGGUCUCACAUUCACCGGUCACUCCGACACCCUCAAGAAGACCUACCAUGUCGAGCUCGAGUUCUACGCCGAGAUCGACCCUACCGCGAGCAAGAUCAACCACACGGCUCGCGACGUUGAGAUGAAGCUACGCAAGAAGGAGCUGACCGAGGAGUACUGGCCUCGCCUGCUCAAGGAGUCUAAAAAGAUGCACUUCCUCAAGACCGACUUCGACAAGUGGGUUGAUGAGGACGAGCAGAACGAGGCUGAGGAGGAGGACUUCUCGCAAUUUGGUGGCAUGGGUGGCAUGCCUGGCAUGGGUGGCGCUGGCGGCGACUUCGGUGGCAUCGAUUUCUCCAAGCUCGGUGCUGGGGCUGGUAUGCCCGAGGGCGAUGACGAGGAGGAAUCGGACGACGACAUGCCUCCUCUCGAGGGUGAAGAGGAGGAGGCCGCCAAGAAGGACGCCCCCAAGGCGGACGACGGCAAGGAGGUUGCUUAA
Messenger RNA from Podospora anserina S mat+, 615 nucleotides. RefSeq lists its product as uncharacterized. Bases 1 to 615 code for a protein of 204 amino acids. The transcript is spliced from 4 exons. Gene Ontology annotation, molecular function: Hsp90 protein binding; protein-folding chaperone binding. Gene Ontology annotation, biological process: protein folding; chaperone-mediated protein complex assembly. Gene Ontology annotation, cellular component: cytosol; nucleus. Lineage: Eukaryota; Fungi; Ascomycota; Sordariomycetes; Sordariales; Podosporaceae. The record is from RefSeq and is a predicted model, not a curated record.